This is a messenger RNA of Macrobrachium nipponense, 711 nucleotides long. RefSeq lists its product as uncharacterized. The record is from RefSeq and is a predicted model, not a curated record. Bases 151 to 543 code for a protein of 130 amino acids. The transcript is spliced from 3 exons. NCBI's taxonomy places the organism in Eukaryota, Metazoa, Arthropoda, Malacostraca, Decapoda, Palaemonidae.
CUCGCCCGCUAUCGUCAGCAGCGAUAAACGGUAAUGCCCGCCUAUAAAAGGACCGUCAGCGCCCUGGGCUUCCAUUGUCUAACUGACAACGAACACUUACACAAGUGUGACUCAGCUUUACACUAACAAGAUCAAAUAAAGACAGAAGCCAUGGCAUCCCGUGCUUCCCUCAGCGCAACGCGUUUCCUCACCUCCCUACGCACCACAGGGACACUCAAACCAACAACAAACACAUCCGUUCAGAAGCGCACCUUCAGGAGUUUCCCUGGCCUCCUUGGGGCUACCGACAUGCAGCCGGUGGCAGAACUGAUAAACCCAGAGGAAACCAGCAAAAACACAUAUUUCGCGGACUUCGAAGAGUCUCUUGAGAGGUGGCAAAACGAGGCGCGGAUGCUGAGGGAUAUCCGACUCGUUCCUGAAGACAUGGAACUCUCCAAAAGGAUAGAGGAAGCUUCUCGAGAGCAACUGAAAGAGCUCCUGGAGGCAGCUGAGGACGACGUUCUAGACGUAAGGCAGGGAUGGAUUCUAUCCGCCAACUAUUAGGUUCUGGAACAUGCUGUGAUUUCAAAGAACAUUCAUCUGUGAUAGUAACUUUCGUUAACCCGGUGCGGUGUGACGUAUGUCUUUGCUGUAAGACUAUAGGCCUAAAACGGUUGUAGUACGAUGUACUAUGUGCUUGAUCUAGCUGUAAGGCUGAUUAAUGGCACUUGA